This is a messenger RNA of Hipposideros armiger (great roundleaf bat), 1941 nucleotides long. It is a transcript of the gene SLC25A41, whose product is annotated as solute carrier family 25 member 41. Gene Ontology annotation, biological process: transmembrane transport. The transcript has 7 exons. NCBI's taxonomy places the organism in Eukaryota, Metazoa, Chordata, Mammalia, Chiroptera, Hipposideridae. The record is from RefSeq and is a predicted model, not a curated record. Bases 1 to 1098 code for a protein of 365 amino acids.
AUGGGAGCCAAACCUGAGGAAGUUCAGAAGCCUUGCUCAAGGGUCCAGACACUGUUUAAGAGUGUCAAAGCCUUAUUCACCAAAGCUCUGCCCCCACCCCCCAUCUCUCGGAACCUGGGCUAUACACAUGUGUAUGGGUAUGUGUUCGGGAACAUGCAUGAAAAUGACCUGCAGCACCUCCCGUCACAGCAGGUGCUCGACACUGGAGAGCAGCUGAUAGUCCCCAUGGAUGUUCUGGAAGUGGGAAAUGAGGGAGCCUGGUGGAAGUUCCUGCUCUCAGGAGCCAUGGCUGGGGCAGUGUCUCGCACUGGCACAGCACCUCUGGACCGUGCCAAGGUGUACAUGCAGGUCUACUCCUCCAAGUCAAACUUCAUGAACCUGCUGGGGGGGCUACGGAGCAUGGUCCACGAAGGGGGCUUCCGCUCCCUAUGGCGGGGCAACGGGAUCAAUGUACUCAAGAUCGCCCCCGAGUAUGCCAUCAAGUUCUCCGUCUUCGAACAGUGUAAGAAUUAUUUCUGUGGAGCUCAUGGGUCCCCACCCUUUCAAGAACGUCUCAUUGCCAGCUCUCUGGCUGUGGCCACCUCCCAGACACUCAUCAACCCCAUGGAGGUGCUGAAGACACGGCUGACCCUGCGCCGGACAGGCCAGUACAAGGGGCUACUAGACUGUGCCAGGCAGAUCCUGGAGCGGGAGGGCACCCGCGCCCUUUACCGUGGCUACCUGCCCAAUAUGCUUGGCAUCAUCCCUUACUCCUGCACCGACCUGGUCGUCUAUGAGAUGCUCAGGUGCUUCUGGCUGAAGUCAGGCAGGGACAUGGAGGACCCUAGUGGCCUGGUCAGUCUGUCAUCUGUGACACUGUCCACGACCUGUGGCCAGAUGGCCAGUUACCCUCUGACUUUGGUGCGCACCAGGAUGCAGGCUCAAGACACCAUGGAGGGUUCGAACCCCACCAUGUGCGGAGUCUUCCGGGGUAUCCUGGCCCAGCAGGGCUGGAGGGGGCUAUACCGAGGCAUGACCCCCACCUUACUGAAGGUUUUGCCAGCUGGAAGCAUCAACUACAUGGUAUAUGAAGCCAUGAAGAAGACCCUGGGAAUAUAGGCAGUGAGCUAAGUGACACACCCGGGCAGAAAUGGACAGGAGCCCCCCAGGCUCAGGCCCCAGGGCAGUGUUCGUCAGUACAAGCAAGCUGGGGGCCUGGGUCAGAAGAUGCCUGGGGCCCCCUCCCCAGGAUGAAGCCUGAGACAAGUUUGGACUCCAGUUUGUCUCAUAGUGGUCUGUCCUGGUGCCAGGGUGAUAUGGUGAAAGUGGAAUAAACAAACCAGGAAUAAAGAGAUGAUUUCUGCUAGACAUGUCUGGAUUACUUGGGUCCACGAGGGGAGAUGGGACCUGGAUACUUGGGUCCAAGGAGGAGCAGUAUAUCUGGGCUCCCUGGGUCCUGGAAAGGGGCUGGGUACCUUGGGCCCCUCGGUCCUGAAUGGGAAGCCUGGAUGAUGCCUGGUCUAGGAGAGAAGUUAAGGACCUAGGAUCGGAGCUUGAAGUUCGGAUCCCAGGGCCUUAAGUGAAGCAUGUGGGGUAUGGAAUUAAGGUCUGGGAUCCCUCAGUCCUGGGAGGGAACCAAUGGCCCAAGACCCUUGAGUUCAGGAAAGGAGCUGGUUCCAUGGGUCCUGGAAGAGAUCCCUGGGUGGAGAGAAGAGAGGAGGUACAGGGGAUCCCUGGGUUUCCUCCUGCUUUUGGACCGCUUCACCUCCGUAAGUACCCGAACUCCAAGGCCUCAAGCAGGCCACGUGCAUGGCCUACCCAGCCAGGCUCCAGAGGAGCUAACCCUGACGUCAGGCCUGAAUUCCGGCAGUCGGUUACCACUGCCUACGUCUGCUGCCACUCAUUCCCCGCUCCGGCUAAUCCCCUAAAGCCGUCUGGUGGCCGGCUCCGCCCCAAUGCAGC